AUUCAAUGCAGGAGGGUUCAGCACCUCUAGCCUCUACAGGAGGAGGAUCCUUGUUCCGUAGUGAGGAGAUGGCGCUCUGCCAGCUCUUCCUCCAGUCCGAGGCAGCUUAUGGUUGUGUAUCGGAGCUAGGAGAACUAGGUUUAGUACAGUUCAGAGAUCUCAACCCAGAAACAAAUGCUUUCCAAAGAAAAUUUGUAAAUGAGGUUCGGCGGUGUGACGAGAUGGAACGUAAACUCCGGUAUCUGGAGAAGGAGAUUAAAAAGGAUAGUAUUCCAAUGAUGGAUACUGGAGAACCGCCGGAGGCCCCGCAACCCAGGGAAAUGAUCGAUCUAGAAGCUACUUAUGAAAAACUAGAGAACGAGCUUAGAGAGGUGAACCAAAAUGCUGAAGCUUUAAAGAAAAAUUUCCUCGAGUUUACUGAACUAAAACAUAUCCUUCGGAAAACUCAACAGUUCUUCGACGAACAGGAGAGUUUAGAACAGGGAGGACAGAUUGGUCAGCAUACUCAGCUUAUUCAGGACGAAGGUGGAGCAGGAGGAGGUCUUCAACUAGGGUUCGUGGCCGGAGUUAUUCUCAGGGAACGACUUCCGGCCUUCGAGAAGAUGUUGUGGAGAGCGUGCCGUGGAAACGUGUUCCUCCGUGUUGCAGAGAUAGAAAAUCCUCUGGAGGAUCCUCAUACUGGAGAUGAGGUCAUCAAAUCCGUCUUCGUCAUUUUCUUCCAAGGUCAGGUUUUCACUUUAAAAGCAGUGCUUAGGAUCCGGAUCCGUUUGAUCUAAAAGA
Molecule: messenger RNA, 780 nt
Organism: Eurytemora carolleeae
Lineage: Eukaryota; Metazoa; Arthropoda; Copepoda; Calanoida; Temoridae
Product: V-type proton ATPase 116 kDa subunit a
Exons: 4
Coding region: 6-776 (256 amino acids)
Biological process (GO): proton transmembrane transport; vacuolar acidification
Cellular component (GO): plasma membrane; proton-transporting V-type ATPase, V0 domain; vacuolar proton-transporting V-type ATPase complex
Molecular function (GO): proton-transporting ATPase activity, rotational mechanism; ATPase binding
Source: RefSeq, a predicted model, not a curated record